AUGAAGAGGCUCCUCGCCGCCCUAAUCCAGGACAGCCUUCCGCCGCCUCAGCUGAAGCAGGCCCACGCCCUCACCGUCACCGGAUUCCCCGACCUCGCCCCGCAGCUCCUCAAGUGCACCUGCAACUCCUUCGCCGCCGACUACGCCCGCCAGCUCUUCGACGCAUUGCCCCUACCGGCACCGGGCGCCGCCGACGCCCUUGUGAGCUGCUGCUCCAAGCUCUCCCGGCACGCCGACGCGGCGGAGGCCUUCUUCUCUGCCCACCGCCGGCACUUCCCGGUGGAGUUCUUCUCCUUUCCGGCCGUCUUCAAGGCCUGCGCGCAGCUCGGCCUCUCCGAUGCCGGUAGGCCUCUGCACUGCCUCGCCAUCAAGCGCGGCGUCUCCUCCAACGACUUCGUGCAGAGCGCCCUAAUCAAUUUCUACUCCAAGACCGGCGAUCUUGGCUCCGCCCGGCGGGUUUUCUCUGGGAUCACCGCGAAGGACCCCGUCACCUACAACUCGCUCAUAUCCGGCUACUCCAAGGCCGGCGAUGUAGCGGCCGCUCGCCGGCUGUUUGACGAAAUGGCGGAGAGGACCGUGGUCUCCUGGAAUUCGAUUAUCUCCUGCUAUGGCCACAACGGGAAUCCCGUGGAGGGGCUGAAGCUGUUCGAGAGGAUGCUCUCUGAGGGCGGUGCUGUUGCCCCCACCGAAACCACCCUCGUCUCGGCGCUGUCCAUCUGUGCAAAGCUCGGCGACAUUGCCUCGGGCUUGAAGGUGAUGAACCUGAUCAAAGAUCACAACCUGCGCCGGGAUCUGAUCGUUAGCACCGCCAUCUUGGAGAUGUACGUCAAGUGUGGAGCCGUCGACGAGGCCCGGUGCGAGUUCGACGCGAUGCACCGCCGAGACGUCGUCGCCUGGAGCGCCAUGAUCGCCGGCUACGCCCAGAACGGCAGGCCGGAGGAAGCCCUGCAUCUGUUCCAGCAAAUGAGUUCCCAGAACGUCCAGCCCAACGAGGUCACCCUCGUGAGCGUCCUCUCCGCCUGCGGCCAGCUGGGCUCCGUCGACGCCGGCGAAGCCAUCGGCAACUACGUCGAGGCCCGAGGCCUCGCCGCCGGCGUCUUCGUUGGCUCCGCCCUGGUGGACAUGAACGCCAAGUGCGGCAACAUCCAGAGGGCCCGCCGGAUCUUCGACGAGAUGCCCGAGAAGGACGUCGUCACCUGGAACUCCAUGAUCGCUGGCCUGGCCUUCAAUGGCCUAUCGGCGGAGGCGCUCGACAUGUUCCGACGGAUGAAGCACGCAGCCGGCGUGGAGCCCAAUGAGGUGACCUUCGUGGGCCUGCUAACGGCCUGCACACACGGGGGUCUCGUCGAGGAGGGCCUCGCCAUCUUCGACAGCAUGAAGGCGGAUCAUCACGUCGCGCCGAGCGUCGAGCACUGCGCCUGCGUGGUGGAUCUUCUCUGCAAGUCCGGAAGACUGGAAGAGGCCUUCGGCUUCGUGGCGGAGAUGGAGGUGGAACCCAACGUCGUCAUCUGGGGAACCCUGCUGAGCGCCUGCCGGCUCCGCUGCAACGUCGAGCUCGCCGAGCUUUGCGCGCAGAGGCUCCUCGUUCUGGAGCCCGAUAACUCCGCCAACUACGUCGUACUCUCCAAUCUCUACGCCGGCGCGGGGAGAUGGGCGGACGCGUUCACCACGAGGGGAACCAUGAAGGAGAAGCGAGUUCAGAAGACGGCUGCCAACAGCUGGGUGGAGGUGGAUGACUCGGUCCACGUGUUCCUUGUCGGAGACACGUCCCACCCGCGGUCGGACGAGAUUUACAGCGUGGCUCAUGGAUUGGGCCUCCUAAUCGAAGUGGGCUAA
Messenger RNA from Spirodela intermedia, 1836 nucleotides. The record is from the annotation of a GenBank genome assembly. Lineage: Eukaryota; Viridiplantae; Streptophyta; Magnoliopsida; Alismatales; Araceae.